Messenger RNA from Austrofundulus limnaeus, 2524 nucleotides. Its product is annotated as septin-7. Gene Ontology annotation, molecular function: GTP binding. Gene Ontology annotation, cellular component: septin complex. The record is from RefSeq and is a predicted model, not a curated record. NCBI's taxonomy places the organism in Eukaryota, Metazoa, Chordata, Actinopteri, Cyprinodontiformes, Rivulidae.
AAACAGCUUUUGGAGUAAUUUUUCUUCACUGUUCGCUACGUCUGUAUAGUAUCAGACUGCGGCCAUAUGUAAUCUAACCCCAUUCAUUCAUUUUUAGACUCCACUUUGUUUCCUGUUGUUCGCGCUAAGCUGUGYCUUUAGAAGAGAAAGCAGCGUUUUCCGCUCUGUCGCUCAUCGAUUCGGACGUUGUCGGUGUAUGCCUCGGUGAGAGUCCGUUACAGGCUGGGUGGUGACAGCAAAAAUGAUCGAGCGACCAGAAACUGCGGUUCCCAGCAUCGCUCAGCGAAACCUGGAGGGGUAUGUGGGCUUCGCCAAUCUCCCCAACCAGGUUUACCGGAAGUCAGUGAAACGAGGAUUUGARUUCACGUUAAUGGUUGUAGGUGAGUCUGGUCUUGGUAAGUCGACUCUCAUCAACUCUCUGUUCCUGACUGACCUGUACUCCAAGGACUACCCCGGACCCUCCCAGCGUGUAAAAAAGACCGUGCAGGUCGAGCAGUCCAAAGUAUUGAUAAAGGAAGGGGGUGUCCAGCUGACUCUCACCAUCGUGGACACACCAGGCUUUGGAGAUGCAGUGGACAACAGUAACUGUUGGCAGCCUGUUAUAAAUUACAUCGACAGUAAGUGUGAGGACUUCCUGAAUGCAGAGUCGAGGGUGAACCGGAGAUCCAUGCCAGACAAUAGAGUUCACUGCUGCUUAUAUUUCAUCGCACCCUCCGGACACGGCCUGAAGCCGCUGGAUAUUGAGUUUAUGAAGAGACUCCAUGACAAAGUCAACGUCAUCCCUCUUAUUGCAAAGGCUGACACUCUGACCCCUGAGGAGUGCCAACUGUUCAAAAAACAGAUAAUGAAAGAGAUCCAGGAGCACAAAAUUAAAAUUUAUGAAUUCCCAGACACGGAGGACGAUGAGGACAACAGACUCAUUCGAAAGAUUAAGUGGAGAACGGGGAGCACUGCGACUUUACAGUUCUGCGUAACAUGCUGAUCCGGACCCACAUGCAGGAUCUCAAAGACGUCACCAACAAUGUCCACUAUGAGAAUUAUCGCAGUAAGAAACUUGCUGCCGUCACCUGUAAUGGAGUGGACACCUCCAAGACCAAGGGACAACUCACAAAGAGCCCCCUGGCUCAGAUGGAGGAGGAGCGUAGGGAGCAUGUGAUGAAGAUGAAGAAGAUGGAAGCAGAAAUGGAGCAGGUCUUUGAAAUGAAGGUUAAGGAGAAGAAGCAGAAGCUGAAAGAUUCAGAGGCUGAGCUUGAGAGACGCCAUGAGCAGAUGAAGAGGAACCUGGAGGCGCAGUACAAAGAGCUGGAGGAAAAGAGGCGAGUGUUUGAAGAGGAGAAGAACAACUGGGAGACUCAGCAACGAAUUUUGGAGCAGCAGAAACUCGACGCUUCCAAAACGAUGGAGAAGAACAAGAAGAAAGGAAAAAUCUUUUAAGAAGAGCGAAGAGCUCCUGUUUCACUUCACACAUCCCAUCUAAUGUUCAUGUGGGCAUGAGAGCGUACACCGUCAGAAAUCCUAUUCAACCAGAACACACAGACUCGUCUCUCUGCAGCGUUCACUGACUCUGUGGAAAGCUUUUUGUUUUUGUGGGGAAUGCAUGUGUUUGUGAUAUUCUAUUUUCCUAUAUUUCCUGACAAAGAGGUUAAAGUGAUUCCCUCUGAGUGAGCGGGGCAGAUAAACCCAUGGCAGGGACCAUGCAUCAUAACUUCCACACAGGUAGAUCUCCAGGUAAACUAACUGUUUAUUUUAUUGUUAAAGAUUUACCAGGUGUGCACACACUUCAACACUUACAGACCUUGGGUGUUUUGAGCAACUGUGAGGGAACUGAUCUGAAUCAGGUGGCAGCUGAGCAGGAAGAAGUCGGGUGGAUUUAAGACCUGGUCACACCACAAAACAGCUCAGAGGAAUUACGUCUCAUAAACGUCAAAUAGACAAUAAGUGUUGUUCAGCUUUCAUUAUUACCAACAUUUAAUAUCGUUUGUCAAUAAAGAGUCACUGAAAGUUAAAGGAAAACUUCUGAAUYUGUUUUUAUUAUUAUUUUUUAUGUGAAAAUCGUUAUAAGUUUGCUAAAAUUUUUACUUUUUUGCUUUUGUCAGCAACAACAAACAUAUAAUGUAAAGAAAAAAAAUGUUUAAUUUGAAAAUGUCUUGAGUUUGUCCCACUAGAAAUGUAGUAUUUUAAAACAUGCUUGUCUGGUUUGCAAAAGAUUUUAAAAUAUGUUUCUUCAUAUUACAAAUAUCAGUAAACUUUGUUUUCGCAAUUACAUAUUUAGAAUAAAAUGUCUCUUAUUAGAAAAAAGCAUAUUUGAAGAAUCACUUUUUUAAAUAAUUUCUUUUUUAAUCUUUGAACGUCUCCUUGUUGAAAACAUAUUUUAAUAUAGUUGAUAUUAGAAGUUUUUUUCCUGCAAACCAUCAAAAGAUUUAAAUGUCGUUACCUAAUGCACCUGGACUGACCGGGCCUUUAGAUGUGAUUUAGUGGCAGGUGUGUGUUUUGUGAGUACUUGAUCAGAAACAUUUUGACAAAA